Anisakis simplex (herring worm) is the source of this 585-nucleotide messenger RNA. The record is from the annotation of a GenBank genome assembly. Lineage: Eukaryota; Metazoa; Nematoda; Chromadorea; Rhabditida; Anisakidae.
UUGCAAUUUAAGGUGUACGUCAACAAAUUCAAAAAUGACUCAUUCGAAGCCCAUACCACAUCGGCGCCUAAAGCCAGUUCGCUAUCUUCAUGCUCGAAACCUCUUUGGAUUCGUUCCUUUCGGCUGCAUUCAUCGUCUAAGAAAAAGAAGCCAUCACGCAAAUCGGAAUUCGAGUUGCACAACGAGUCUUUGAUAAAAUCAACACUGGAACUGAAUUCGAACAAAACUCAUCGUUACUACAAGAACAAAUGUUCCAGUCAUGAUUUGUCGAGCAAAACAAGGCUGUCAUUUCAACCGAAACCGCACCGUGCCACAGAAGCCGUUCGACGUCGUUCAUGGCCAGUUGAUCAGUCCAUUGAAAGCCCUCUUCAAUUGCUCAAAAAAGCAAAGUCGACUCUGGUUGAACGCAGUCAGCUGGCUCAGACCGAAUUUGAAGAUAUGGUGGUGAAGACUUAUGCGUUAAUUUUCAUAUUGAACGUAAUUCCGAUUGCGUUUGUGUGCACGUUACCAAGUUUACAGCAUCAUCAUCAAAUGUAUGCAAAUGUAUGUGUUGAAGAGAAAAAAGCAGCUGUGCUGCACGUCUAA